Molecule: messenger RNA, 1217 nt
Organism: Anopheles merus
Lineage: Eukaryota; Metazoa; Arthropoda; Insecta; Diptera; Culicidae
Gene: Mip
Product: cerebral peptide 1
Exons: 3
Coding region: 274-753 (159 amino acids)
Source: RefSeq, a predicted model, not a curated record
ACUGCCGGCCGUGGUCGCAGUUCUGCUGAGUGACUAGCCAGUGCUUCGAGGGCUGCAUUCGUUUCAGUGUUCAGUGCGGUUUUGAUUAAGUGUCGUUUCCGGUACGGAGCAUUCAGGCAGAGUAGCAAUUCUUCCAGUUCACAUCCCAUCAAUUAAAAACCAAAACGCGGACAUUGAAUCUUUGCAUCUUGUGCGCUACAUUGUAAGACAUCAGACUUCCGCAGGAUAUUAGGUCUCGCUCGCACAACUUCAACGACUCUUGAAGCGAAAGCGAUGAAGAUGCACCGGUGUCUGCUUUGUGUAGUCAUCGCGCUUAUGUCCGUGCUACACUGCAGCGGCCAGAGUUCGGAGGAACGGGCGUUGGGCAGCGAUCCCAACUAUCCGGAGCUGGAUCGCAGCAAGAUGCCGAUGGCCAGCCUGAACGGCUUGCUGGACACGCUGGAGCACGAUAGCACGCGAAAGCUGGAUGGCGGACCCGACGACUACGAGCUGGUCGACAGCCUGGCGGCACGCCUUGGCUACCCGCAUGCGAACGGUGACAUCAAGCGAAGCUGGAGCAAGAUGAACGCGGCCUGGGGCAAACGUGUCAGUGGGGGCAAUCGGAAUUCCGGCUGGACCAAGUUUGGCGCGGCCUGGGGGAAACGAGAACCGGGAUGGAACAAUCUGAAGGGGCUGUGGGGUAAGCGCGCGGACAAGUGGGACAAGCUUGCAUCGGCUUGGGGCAAACGGCAGGAACUGAGUCGAAGUUACUAAAGAGCCUCCUGCCACGGGGGGAUUAUGACACUAGCACAUUGCAGCAUCCUAUCAUCCACCUACGCUUAACCGUGGCCCAAUAGCCAUGACGGAAAACCAGCAGCUCUACCACCCGAUUGAAGUUCCCCUCGCCCACUGCAAGCAAGUUAAGAAAAUCCAAAAGAAUACAUCAACAGACAUCGGAGCAAAUCACGCUGGUGCAGACACGGAACCGGUUUUAUGAUCUCGUUAGCGUUCACUGUAACCAAUGCCACCAACAAUGUUAGUGUAAAGGAUCUAGCAAAUGCAAAGAUGAUGCGGUUUUACACUAUUUACACUAUUACUCACACCACACCACGCUAGUUGUACACAUUUCGCUUUGAUCAAAUCUUCCCGAUGUGACGAUGGAAAUCAAUUUUUAACCCUCGGUAAUCGUAAUGUUUAAUGAUCAAUGUAUAAAUAAAGAGAGAACAAACAAAACAAGA